Messenger RNA from Scheffersomyces coipomensis, 4149 nucleotides. Its product is annotated as ATP-dependent RNA helicase. The coding region runs from base 186 to 4085 and encodes 1299 amino acids. NCBI's taxonomy places the organism in Eukaryota, Fungi, Ascomycota, Pichiomycetes, Serinales, Debaryomycetaceae. The transcript has a single exon. Gene Ontology annotation, molecular function: ATP binding; RNA binding; helicase activity. The record is from RefSeq and is a predicted model, not a curated record. Gene Ontology annotation, cellular component: intracellular anatomical structure; nucleolus. Gene Ontology annotation, biological process: maturation of SSU-rRNA from tricistronic rRNA transcript (SSU-rRNA, 5.8S rRNA, LSU-rRNA).
UGUUGAUAUGGUCUUACUCCUCAUUGUUUAAAAUUUGUUAAAAUCUGGAGUUCAUCUUCCACAAAAAUAAUGCGGUAUGGAUGUGUGUCCUAUUUUUGUAACCCUCAUCUUGAAAAAGUAUAUAAAUUUUAUUUAAUUUUAUGUUAAGAAGAGAUCAUAUCAUUAAUUAAGUGAAUAGUUCAAGAAUGGGGAAGUAUAGGAAGAGGUUUAAUGAAAAGGCUCGUUCUGGUAUGCUUGCCAAACAAGCAACCUUGAAGAAAGCCAGACAAAAGCAGUUCCAUAGAGACAUUGAUGGCGAUGCAGCACCAGUAUCAGAAGAUGUUGCAACUGUUAAACCUAUAGAGAAUUCAAAUGCAGAAAUACUUCAACCUGUAACUGAAGAAGAGAAACAAGAAAGGAAAAGAAAGUUAGAAGAGACUUUAUAUUCGAAUCAAAAAGAAUCAAAAAUAUCCCGUACUAAGAAGAAAAGAUUGGAUAAAUAUAUAGAGCAUCAAUUGAAAAGAGAAGAGAAGAAGACUCUUUUUGAAAAAUUGGCCAAGACUAAAGUUGAUACUAGUAUGUUUGCUCCUUCUAAGGAAUUAGGUAAAGGUAAGCAAACCAAAAAGGAAGAAUUUGUGGAAGCUUUAGAAUUGGAAAGACAAGGAAGAGGAGAUGAAAGAACUAAAGAUAUUCUUUAUGAAGAGAGACAAGUUCUCGAUUGGUCAGAUAGAGAAGAUGGCAGUGGGGAUGAUGAUGCCGAAGAAGAUAUAUAUGGAGACUUUGGACCAAGUGAUAACAUACCGAAAUCCUCAUUUGUUGAUAAUAGACCAGCAAAAUUUGGUGGUAGUGGUCUGGGUUUUGGAUUUGCCAAUUUACCAAAAAUUGAAAAAACUAAGACCGCUCCAUCUCAUAAGAAAUAUACUUGGAGGUUGAAAGUGGAUCAAGAAGAAAGAAAACGUCAUAAAAUAGAAGAUGAAAAUGAUUUCCUUAGUGAUAGUGAUGAAGAGGAAGAAGAUGAAGAUGACGAUGAAGAACCUGGUACUGAUGAUGAAGUCGAUAAUGAAGAAGUUGACGUAGAUGAUGAAGAAAUAGAUGGUGAUAUAAACGUCGACGAAGCAAACGAAGCCGAUGACAGUGAUGACGAAGAAGAAGAAGAAGAAGAAGACGAUGACGAUGACGAUGAAGAUGAAGAUGACGAUGACGACGACGACGAAGAAGAAAGUGAAACUGAAGACGACGAUGAAACACCACGUCUUAUGCAACGUAAGCCCAAACAUUCAGCUGUAGCAGAAUCAUUCAAGCAAUGGGCCGAACAACAAGUUCGUAAGAUGGAAGGUCGUGAUGUCGAAUAUGUCAUGCCAGAGUUAUCAGAAAAAGCCAAAGAAGAAUUAAAAGAAACUGUACAUGAAGAAGAUUUUGAUCAUUCAUCUGAUGAAGAAGGUUAUAUCGCGAUUGACAAAACCUUACAAAGAGAAGCCUUCUACGUUGAUGUUACUAGAUCGGAUGAAAUACAGAAACAAAGAGUCAAUUUACCGGUAUUCGGUGAAGAACAUAGAAUUAUGGAAGCUAUUUAUCAUCAUGAUUGUAUUAUUAUUUGUGGUGAAACUGGUUCCGGUAAAACCACCCAAGUUCCUCAAUUUCUUUAUGAAGCUGGGUUUGGUAAUGUUGAAAACAAAACAUAUCCUGGUAUGAUUGGUAUUACACAACCAAGAAGAGUUGCUGCUGUCUCUAUGGCUGAAAGAGUUGGUAAUGAAUUGGGUGAUCAUGGUAAAAGAGUUGGUUAUCAAAUCAGAUUCGAUACUACUAUAAAGAAUGAAGGUACUGCCGAUGGUACUGCUAUGAAAUUCAUGACUGAUGGGGUUCUUUUAAGAGAAAUGAUGACUGAUUUCUUAUUAAAUAAAUAUUCAUGUAUCAUAAUUGAUGAAGCCCAUGAAAGAAAUAUUAAUACUGAUAUCUUAAUAGGUAUGCUUAGUAGAAUCUUGAAAUUAAGAAGAAGCUAUCAUACUGAAAAUCCAGAUAAGUACAAACCUUUGAAACUUAUAAUUAUGUCAGCUACUUUAAGAGUAUCUGAUUUUUCUGAAAAUUCCCAAUUAUUUAAGAUUCCACCUCCAAUUAUAAAAGUUGAUGCAAGACAGUAUCCGGUUAGUGUUCAUUUCAAUAAGAAAACUCAUUUUGAAUAUCAAGAUGAAGCAUUCAGAAAAGCAUCUAAGAUUCAUCGUAAAUUACCUCCAGGCGGUAUACUUAUAUUUUUAACAGGUCAAAAUGAAAUCACAUCAUUAGUUAAGAAAUUAAGAGCUGAAUUCCCAUUUAAGAAGAAGUCAAGACAACCAAUAUAUGAUGCAAACUCAACCAAUAUAAAGAGUUCUAAACAGAAUGAUCUUGAAGCUGAAGAAAUCGAUUUCAGUGUUAAAGUUGAGAUUCGUGAAAACAACGAUAAAUUUUAUGAAGAUUUAGAAAUCAAUUCCGGAGAUGUGGAUGAAGAAGAAUUCGACGUCGAAGAUGAAGAAGGGUUUGAUGAACAAAGAGAAUCCCAUCAAACUGAUAAUGAUCCAUUAUACGUAUUACCACUUUACUCAUUAUUACCAACCAAACAACAAAUGAAAGUAUUUGAAGAACCUCCAGCUGGAAGUAGAUUAUGUGUGGUUGCUACCAAUGUAGCCGAAACUUCAUUGACUAUUCCUGGUAUAAGGUAUGUAAUAGAUUGUGGUAGAGCCAAAGAAAGAAAAUUCAAUGAAGAAAAUGGAGUUCAAUCCUUUGAAAUUGAUUGGAUUUCAAAAGCUUCAUCUGAUCAAAGAGCUGGUAGAGCUGGUAGAACUGGUCCAGGUCACUGUUAUAGAUUAUUUUCAUCUGCCAUUUAUGAAAGUUAUUUCCCACAAUUUUCAAGACCUGAAAUUCUUAGAAUGCCAUUUGAAAGUAUCGUAUUAUCUAUGAAGAGUAUGGGUAUUGAUCAAAUUGCCAAUUUCCCAUUCCCAACUCCUCCUGAUAGAAAAUCUUUAAGCAAUGCUGAAAGAUUAUUAACUAUAUUAGGAGCCUUGGAUAAUGAAAAUAAGAAUAUCACUGAGUUAGGUAGAACCAUGUCUCUUUUCCCAUUAAGUCCAAGAUUUGCUAAAAUUUUAAUCCUUGGUAAUCAAUUAGGUUGUCUUCCAUAUAUCGUUGCCAUUGUGUCAGCUUUAUCUGUUGGAGAUCCAUUUAUUGGUGAAAAUGAACUUGGUCUCCGUGCUAAUAAUAGUGAGGAUGCUGAAGAAGAAGAAAAUAAAAGAGAUACUGAAGAGGUUAGAUUAUUAAGAACUAAGUAUAAUCAUUCCAGAGCUCAAUUUGCUAGAUUAGAUAAUUCUAGUGAUGGAUUAAUGCUUUUAUCAGCUGUUUGUGCUUUUGAUCAUGUUCCAACUGAUAAGAGAUCACAAUUCUUAGGAUCUAAUUUCUUAAGAGGAAAAGUAAUGGAAGAAAUCAUUAAAUUGAGAAAACAAGUUAAUUACAUUGUCAAAAUCUCCACUUCUACUGACUCUAUUUCUCAACAGCUUACUGAAAAGGAAGUUAAGUUGGGCGUACCUGAUAAAAAACAAAUUUCUGCUAUCAAGCAAAUGUUAGCUGCCGGUUUCAUCGAUCAAGUUGCGAUAAGAGGUGACUUGGUAUCUUCCGAUAUUACUAUUCCUAACAAAUCACAUAUUUCAAACAUUCCUUAUAAGCCAGUGUUCCCUAUCCAUGGAGCCAAUCAUGAAACUGCUGAGUUUGCCUAUAUUCAUGCUAAUUCAGUUAUUAACAGUUCAGGUACAAUCCCUGGUAAUUACUUGGUUUAUCAAACUUUAAGUACUGGUAAUAAUACCAAAGAAGGCCAAGUUGCCAAGGUUAGAAUGAAACCUUUAGUCGAAAUAAAAGGUAAACAGUUGACCAGUAUUUCAAGAGGUUCACCUCUUUUAACUUAUUCCAAACCACUUGGACAUCCAUAUGCUCCAAAGAAUAUCUCACCAUCGAAACGUGAAGCAUAUGUUGUUCCUCGUUUUGGAGCUGCCAUUGGUUCUGGAGGUACUGGUUGGGACUUACCUGCCAUCAAAGUCAUCCAAGAGAAGAAAGAAGGAUCUUGGAUAAUAGAAAAGCACAUUUUAUAGAUUUGUAUAUACACCACCCCCUGCAUUUUUAAUAUAGCAUUUACAAUUAAUAUCGAAACAGUAU